AUGGCACCACCGGGUCACACGGCGACGGUGCCAGAGAUUCCGGGCCGCAAGGUCGACAACCCGCUCCAGCUCGACUUCCUGCGCGACCACGUCCGCAACCUCUGCCGCCUCAGCCACUCGCGCUUCCCCGGCGCACAGCCCGUCUCGUUUGACAAGGACUCGAUCGACCUCCUCACAAAGGAAGACUACUGGGUAUGCGAAAAGUCGGACGGAGUCAGGGUCCUCAUCCUCAUCGUCAUCCCCUCUGGCACCAAUGUCCAGGAGGUCUUUUUGAUCGACCGCAAGAACGACUACUACCAGGUCGAAGGUCUCGUCUUCCCCCACCAUAUGCCCAACCUGCCCGAGGUGGCAAAGGCUCGCGGCAUGCGCAACCACACGCUCAUGGACGGCGAGCUGGUCAUUGACACGUAUCCCGACGGCCGCAGGAAGCUCGUCUUGCUCCUCUUCGACCUCAUCGUCAUCGACCGCGAGCUGCUGGCGGAGCGCCCCCUCAGCAAGCGGUACGGCCGCCUCAACACCUUCAUCCACCCGCCGUAUGCCAAGUUCCUCCAAAAGAACCCGCACCUCGCCGCGCGCCAGCCGUUCGAGGUGCAGGUCAAGAAGAUGGACCUCAGCUACGGCAUCCAGACGGUCUGGUACGACGUCGUACCCAACCUUAAGCACGGCAACGACGGCCUCAUCUUUACCUGCCUCAACAGCGGAUACGUCAUGGGCACCGACCCCAAGAUCCUCAAGUGGAAGCCGCCGUCGGAAAACUCGAUCGACUUUAAGCUGGUGCUGCGCUUCCCGCCAGACCUGGCCCGCGAUCCGCGCGGCAACCUGCCGGACCUCACCAGCCUGCCCUUUUUCGAGCUGCACCAGUACCUCGGCAGCGACGGGCGCGGCGGCCCGGGGGGCGACUACGACUUUUUCGACGAGCUGUGGGUCGAGCCCGCCGAGUGGGAGGCCAUGGUCGAGAGCGGCGAGCAGUUUGACGACCGCAUCGUCGAGUGCGUCUGGGAGACGGACCCGACGCCCGCCACCGACAUGUACCGCGAGCGCGGCCUGCAGCUGCCGCCGCGCUGGCGCAUGAUGCGCAUCCGCGACGACAAGCACCACGGCAACCACCACUCGAUUGUCCACAAGAUCCUCAAGAGCAUCCGCGACGGCGUCGAUGCCGAUGAGCUCGUCGCGAGCGCCGCCAAGAUCCGAGCAGCCUGGAAGUCGUCGGAACGCGAAAUGCUCAGGCAGAAACUCAACCAGGCGCCUUCCUCUUCCUCCUCGUCCUCCCUCCCUUCUGCUGCGGGGGCUGUCACUGCGGUUCCUCUGCACGACGGUCCAGGUCCGCACGGCAACGCAGUCGGUGCCACGACGACGACGACGACGACGACGGCGACGACGUACGAUCCGACGAUACCCUUUGGCGGGCUGGCCUAUCUCGGCGUGCGCGGUAAAGCUCCGCCCGUCUCGAGCGCCGGUGCCGCCGCGUCGUUGGGACUCGUUCGGCGCUGA
Messenger RNA from Pseudozyma flocculosa PF-1, 1491 nucleotides. RefSeq lists its product as uncharacterized. Lineage: Eukaryota; Fungi; Basidiomycota; Ustilaginomycetes; Ustilaginales; Ustilaginaceae. Gene Ontology annotation, biological process: 7-methylguanosine mRNA capping. The coding region runs from base 1 to 1491 and encodes 496 amino acids. Gene Ontology annotation, molecular function: ATP binding; mRNA guanylyltransferase activity. The transcript has 4 exons. The record is from RefSeq and is a predicted model, not a curated record.